GAGAGAGAAGCAGGCUUCCUGCGGAGCAGGGAGCCCGAUGCGGGACUCGAUCCCAGGAUCCUGGGAUCAUGACCCAAACCGAAGGCAGCCACCCAACGACUGAGCCACCAGGCGCCCUAAAUAAGUACUUUAAAGGUGUCUGCGAUCCAACGAUACAUGUACCACGAGGGCGUCACGUGUAUAGCGGAAGCAGUUUGUCUUUCCUCCCCCCUGACUCUCCAGGGAGUUGGGAAAUGUGCUCCAGAUAGCCUCUUUGUACUCUCCUGUAUCCCCACCUUUGGAUUUGUUUACCUGUUUUCACCUGUCAUUUGCUGACCUUCUUUGGGGUGAGUUCACAGGUGCAUCUGGAUGUCCUUUACCACGCUUGUCUCCUUGUUGCUUAGCUCCUGUAAGUUUGCUUGCCACUCUUCAUCCUGGACCUUACAUCAUUAUCAAGUGUUUCACUUUUGUUCUAUUUUACGUCUGUUUAAAACCUGCCAUUCUCUAAGCCUCCUUAUUCUUGGACUUCCAACACAUUUAUAUUGUGGUUCUCAUUGCAGGAUAUAUGGGAGAAUGUAUGAGGAGCUUUUUACAAAUGCUGGUAUAUAGGCCUCACUAAAUCAGCUCUCAGGGGGUGGGGUCCAGGCAGCGUCGUGAGAUGGAGUGAAAAAUCAGGAUACAAAGCACUCUAGCCACCACUCCCACAUGCGGAGCGCCAGGUGUCAGGGCCGUGUGAAAUAUUGGAAGGCUUCUCUGUAAGGAAAUUGGAUGGCAUCAAGCUAAGGCCUCUGUCUUCUGGCAUUCAAGGAUUCCCUUGCCUAACAACCUCCUCCCCACCUAAGGAUCCUAGUAGAUCAGAUCCUGCCAGAUAAGACCCUGCCACACAUCCAAGCCCCUGAUGAGGUCUUUCUUGUUUUCUGAACUAGGAUAGAUAGCCUACAGUCACCAGACAUCUGAGGGGAAGCCUGCAGUGUGAGAGAGCUGAAGAUAAAAAGGUGACCCUAAAGGAGACCCAGAAAACAAACAAAAGCUUUAAGGGGGGGGAAAAAAAAAACCUUACAAAAAACUUAAUGAUUUAUCAACUAGAAUUCAGCUACACAGACACGGCACAGAUGAUUCAAUUAAGGUUAUAUAACAAGCUAUAAAUGUUAACUUAGAGAAUAGAUGACAGACAUUGAGCAAGAAAAGGAGGACAAGAGGUGAAGAGAAGUAUAAGGAUUCUGUACUUGGAUUUUACAGGAGGUUUUGUGUAGGUGUGGGACAAGAUGUAAAGGUUUCAGAAUCCUUAGAGCAGCAAAGGUAACUAAUAGAAUGAAGGGGUACAGUGCUCUCAGGAAGAAGAUGGGAGAGGAGAGUGGGACCAGUGAGCUAAACUGCAGCCCGUGCUAGGCUCUGAAAACAGCUGCUGCAGAUAAACGCGUGGCCCACCAACAAACCGCACGUCAGGAACCACCUGAAGCGAAGCCCCAGAAAUGGGAGGGCCGGCUUUCCACUAGAAUCUCUUCAGGAUCUCCUAAUUUUUUUAGCCACAGGAUGGAAGUCAAACUUCUGCAUCGUCUUGUGACGAGGCUGAGAUGCAGAGUGGCAGCCAGGAACAAGCUGAGAGAGAGCCGGUUGGCCAUGGCACCAAAACCAGGAGAAGGUGCAGGACGGUCCACAGGAACCCUGACUCCCAGCAGGAUGAUUCAGAGAUAAAAAUAAGUGAUCACGCUGAAUUGCAGAAUCAAGAGAAGCAGGAAAACCAGGAUCUCAGAACAGUUGCAGAAGUUCCUUCACCACCAGAUGAGAGCCAAGGAGAGGAGAAUGCCGUUUCCUCAGGAAAAAGAAGAAUAAAUGGUAAUGAAGAUUCAAAGGUACCUUCAGAAAGAAAGAAGCCUCUCUACACAGAUGGGUUUUCCAAACUUGGAAAAAGCAAAAGAAAUACAAGCACUACUCCAAACUUUAAGAAGCUUCAUGAGGCUCGUUUUAAGGAAAUGGAGUCCAUUGAUCAAUAUAUUGAGAGAAAAAAGAAACAUUUUGAAGAACACAAUUCAUUUAAUGAACUGAAGAAGCAGCUGGUCACCAAGGGAAUGGUGGUGACUCCAGUUCCUCUCCGGGGAAGGCUCCCCGCGGCUUGCACUCCCACCAGCCAGCGCCACUCGCAGGGCCGGCCCCUGGGCACUGCAGGCCGGAGCACCUUGUGUGGGAAGGGCUCCGCCAAGCGAUCCGUCCUCUCGGCUACUAAGAUGAACGUCAGGUUUUCAGCUGCUACCAAAGAUAAUGAGCAUAAGCGUUCACUGACCAAGACUCCAGCCAGAAAGUCUCCACAUGUGACCAUCCCUGGGAAUACCCCAGAAGGCCAGGCUGUGCUCGGGACAGACAAGUUAAAGACCACAAAUGGAAAUUCUGCUUCUGUUGUUACCCCAUUCAAAUUGACAACUCAGGCAGUACAGACUCCAGUCUCCAACAAGAAGCCAGUGUUUGAUCUCAAAGCAAGUCUGUCUCGUCCCCUCAACUAUGAGCCACACAAAGGCAAGCUGAAACCAUGGGGUCAAUCUAAAGAAAAUAAUUCUCUGAAGGAGCAUGUAAACAGAGUUAGCUUCCACAAGAAAACUUACAAACAACCUCCUCUCCAGACUAGGGAGGAAAAACGGAAACAACAUGAGCAAAGACGGAAGGAGAAGAAAGCAAAGGUUUUAGGAGCUCGAAGAGGACUCAUUAUGGCUGAAGAUUAAUUUUUUAACAUCCUGUAAACAGUAUUUUAUUCUGAACCCUUUCUUUAUUGUAAAUAUUUUUCUACUGUCUUUCCCACUUUAGUCAAAAGACUUUUUUCUGCUCUUUGUGUUCACUAUCUACGUAGUGUUGGUGGUUCUCUUCACAUACUACAUCCCUGGAAAGUUGUUAUUGACCUUAAAGCUCACAAAUUCUUUGAAAUGGUUUUUAUCUAAGUCUCUGUACAAUUCAGUUUUCUAAUGAGACUCAUCCUAUAGAUUCUUGACCUAGAUUUUUAAUGUCAAGUUCCCUCUGCUGACAGAACUGGAAUCCUCUUCCAGACAGAAGCAUUAACCUGAUGGUAGGUAGUUCUACCACAACCUUUAGUAGAACCUAAACCACUAACAAGCUGAGAAAGCCACCUCAUCCUCCUCCAGAAGAUCGAGUCGUCUUAAUGAAACAGGGAACCAAAUGGGUUGGUAAUGGCGUAAAUAUUCUACCUAGGUGAAGUGUUUUGUUACCUAUGCACAUUUGUUCCAAUCACUUGAUGGAAUAGCCCUCUGUCACUCACUAUAUUCUUAAAAACUCUAUAGCUCAUUCUAGCCUUAAAAAUAUACAGGGUCAUACUGAAAUCUGAGGAUUGCUGCUGCAAGGAUUAAUAUGGUCUGUCAGAGUUACAUCUUACUUUAUGGAAAAGACUAGGGUUGCUUAGCCUCCUAGCCAUGUUUGUUGCACCUCAGCGGAGCUUCAGAGCUUUGUACUGUUUAAGAUUUUCAUAAAUGUUUUCUCAUGGUGGUAGAUUCUUUGUAAAUAAAUUCAUGAUUGAGUUGACCAGCUAAGAUUAAGAAGUUUACUUAUACUCUGUUCAUCCUGUCCUGACCACCUCUUCUCACCCUAAGAAAUGACCAUGUUUUCCUCUUGUAUUUUUCACAGCACAUGUCCAACUCUGUUAUACUUACUGUUAAACAUACACGAGCCCACAGAACAUUGGCAUACUCCCGGGUGCUGAAUAAACCCAGAUUUUGCUAUUGAGAAGCAGAGAUCAUAUCAAUUAAACCAGCAUCAAAUAAACUGCAGCUAGAAAGGCAAAAUGAUCUAAUCAUUUUGGAAAACAGGUUGAUGGCUUCUUAAAUAUGUCUACCACAUUACCCAACAAUGGCAUGGGUCACACUGACGCACAUGACCUUCUACUCCUAGGUAUAUACCCAAGAGAAAGAGAAGCACAUGUCCACACAAGAACUUCUAGGCAGAUAUUUACAGGAAUAUUAUUCAUUGUAGCCAAAAAGUAGAGAACAUCCAGCUGUCCAUUAAUAAAUUAAAAAUGAUGCACUAAAAAGGAAUAAAGUAUUAAUAAAAUGUUACAAGAUGGAUGAAUCUCACAGAUCUUAUGCUAAGUGAAAAGAACCAGACAUAAAAGGUCACAUAUGAUUCUCUUUGUACAACAUAUCCAGAUAAGCUAAAACUAUGGAGAAAGUAGAGCAGUAGAUACCUGGGGGUGGGGGUGUUAAGGUUACUUCUAGGACAGAUAGAAAUUUUCUAAAAUUAGCUUGUGAUAAAGCUGACAAGUCUGUGAAUAUAUUAAAAAUCACUGAAUUGCAUAGCAAUCUCCUUUCCUUAAAUGAUGGAUUAGAAAACACAAGAAACUUACAAGGAAUAGAGUAGGAGAAAGACAUCAACAGUCAUCUUGAGGACUCCUUGCUUUGGCAAUGCCUAUGUGUGUAGGGGAAUUGUUCCUAAUGAAUCAUUUUAACCCAAUCCAGUUAAGUUCUUUACAUGAUACCUCCGCAUCAGGACUUGUAUUAAGUUACAGCUUAGAACCUAGGUUCAUGCUAUGCCUCCCUCUGCAGCCCCUCUUGACAAUAGCAUUUAGAUUUGUCCCAGGGAAUACAUACCAGCCAUUGGUUGGAAGCCAUGAAAGAAGUACUUUAUUUUGUCUCUGUCAUCAUGGAUAAUACUACUUAGUUUGGUAGUACAAAAUUACCAUCUCUAUUUAAAAAGUCUUGGGUUAAGCUCUGGAGAAUUUUCAUAGGCGAAUUCUUCUGUGUGGGCUGGAUCUGUAAACACUCCAAUAAAAUCUAUUUCUAGGAAGAAUGGACCAUCCACUUUAUCAGCCAGAGUGAAUCCAAUAGAAGAGAUCUACAUUUAAAAUAAAACUGAUCAAAAUCGCAUAUACUGAUAUUGUUCCUGGAGUUUUCAAGUUCCAUGAGGUGAUUCAUAUAACUGGGUCUUUACACUAUCAGCCCUGAGCAAGUAUGCCAUAGUUCUCCUAUGCUAUAUAGCAAAUCAUAAGAGGAAGUGCAGGGAUGAUUCUUCUUUCUACUUUCUCUUCCUCUCUUUAAAGUAGUGCCACUUGGGGCGCCUGGGUGGCUCAGGUCAUGAUCCCAGGGCCCUGGGAUCAAGCCCCACAUCGCUCAGCGGGAAGCCUGCUUCUGCCUCUCCCACUCCCCCUGCUUGUGUUCCCUCUCUCGCUGUCUCUCUCUCUGUCAGAUAAAUAAAACCUUAAAAAAAAAAAAGUAGUGCCACUUAAGACUGGUUAGGACAGCAUGGAUGUCUAAUGGAGGUUCCUUGAAGCCCUCCUGAACUGGAAUACUGUUCUCUUAUUUUAGAGCUAAAAUAAAAUGUAGGCAGGCUGAAAAGACCAUAGUGAAAGCUCUCCCAGCGGGGGGUUUGGCUCACAGAAGAGGUCUGAAGCAACCUCUGCGUGGAAUAACAGGGGAGGCCUUGAUAAGAAUUUUCAUCUUUCAUUUGCCAACCCUCAAAAAUGGACUGAAAUCAUCCUCACAGGAGUUUUGUUUUACUAAAGUUAACAGUUCUGAGUCAAAGUACAGGAAAAUGUUACCUUGUCAAGCAGAAGCUGGUACUGGGCAUCCCGGAUUCUUCCUUGAUUAGAGAAGAAAAAUUUGGAGAAAGGAAUCUGAAAAGAGAAACCAUUUACUUCAGAGCUAAAAUAUAAGCAGCUGAGGCAUUUGUAUGGAAUUGCAAUGAUAACAGUUUAAUUCUAACAAUUGUAAUAUAUGCAGUUAUGACAAGUGGCUAGGCAUUUGGAUCAUAGAUAUAUUUUUUAAAAAAUAAUAAGUAUUAGAAGAAAACAGAUGAAAACCUUUCUAAGCCAGAAAUCCCAAAGGAAAAACAAUAGAGUACAAUUUAACUUCUGACAGCAAAGACAAAGGAUAAAUUAGGAAAAAAAUAUUUGUAAUAUUUAUGGACAAAAACUAGUAUCCACAAAGCUUUCACAGGUAACUAAGAUUUAACAACCAACGGAAACAUGGGGAAGGGGAGAAACAGGCACACUUGUAUACUACUGGUAGGUGUGUAGAUUGAUACAACUCUUAGAGGAUGACCUGCAACUGGGAGGCAGGAGUCCACCAUGGCCCCAAGAUUUCCACCUUCUGUGUCCACACACCUUCCAGGUAUCCACCCUAACCUCUGCCGCUGAGAAGGGACUCUGCAAAUGGAAGGUCCCAAAGCACCUGACCUUAAUAUAGGGAAGAUUAUCCUCUGUAGGCCCAACUUAAUCACUUGGGCCCAUAGGUUGACUGGCAAGAGAGGUUAAAACCAUCUCCUUGGGGGCAGAUUAUCCACUGCUGGCUCUGAAGACAGAAGAAGUGAAAUGGCAAAGACUGCAGGCAGCUUCUAGGAGCUGAGAGAGGCGCUCAGCUGACAACCAGUACAGAAACCAGGAUGUUAGUCCUACAAUCAUAGGAAUUGAAUCUGGCCAAUAACUACAAUGAACUUGUAAGUGGAUCCUUCCCCAGAGCCUCUAGAAAGGAAUACAGCCCAGGUGACACCUUGAUUUCAGACUUCUAAGGCCCUGAGCAUUGGACCCAGGUAUACUGAGCCCCAACUCAUGACCUAUUGAACUUUUGAACUAUGAGCUAAUGAACAUGGGCCGUUUAAAGCCACUAACUUUAUGGUAAUGUUUUAUGUAGAAAACUAAUGGCAAUAUUUAGCAGAUUAUGAAAUGCCAUAACUUUGACCUACCAAUUUCACUUAUAUUUCACUUAUAUGUUAUAAUCUCUGACACAUAAAGAUGUAGCUUUUUCUAAAAAAAAAAAAAAGGAAAAAUAGGAGUAUGGUUAAAUUAUGGUGCAUGCAUACAACUGAAUACUACGCAGCUAUUUUCUUAAUGCAGACCUACACAGGAUACAAUGGGAAGGAAGACCUCUACAAUAUAUUAGUGAAGAGGAUCUAGACAAGAAUCCACAGUAUAAACACAAAUUUUAAAAACCCCUCAAAAAAAAAAACUAAUAAACUUUUGGCAAUUGGGAACAACCCA
Messenger RNA from Mirounga angustirostris (Northern elephant seal), 6946 nucleotides. RefSeq names its product nucleolar and spindle associated protein 1 (gene NUSAP1). Gene Ontology annotation, biological process: mitotic chromosome condensation; establishment of mitotic spindle localization; mitotic cytokinesis. Bases 1554 to 2693 code for a protein of 379 amino acids. Lineage: Eukaryota; Metazoa; Chordata; Mammalia; Carnivora; Phocidae. Gene Ontology annotation, molecular function: microtubule binding. The transcript has 10 exons. The record is from RefSeq and is a predicted model, not a curated record. Gene Ontology annotation, cellular component: nucleolus; microtubule; mitotic spindle.